UCUAAUAAAAAAUAUAAAAUCAAACAGUAUGUAUAAAUUUAUUUUAAAAAUACAAGUUAAUUUCCAUAUUUUUCACAUGAAUGUGAAAUAUUGUGUACUAAAUGGUACCAUUUUUACAGUAAAAGUUAAAUGACCCAAGAUCUAAAGUGAGUUUUUGACAAAUAAAUUAAACUAAAGGACAUAUUUCUGAAAUAAAGAACUGUCCUUAAUAAUAAAGGCUGUAUGAAUACUGUAUCUAUAACCUCUUCCUGGUGUCUAUACCAAUGUUUUUAUCAAAAAUAAUUUUUUGUGUGCAGAUUUCAAUUCUAAGUCAUGGGAUUUUUUGACUAUAUCAUGCUUUCAAGAAAUAGUGUUUAUCAAAUUCAUUGCUAUCUUCCUCCUAUUCAAUUAAGUAAUAUCCUUCAGUUGGGAAGCACAAUUAAACACAGUAAAUCCUUUUUUUUUUUCUUUUCAUGUGUGUUGAGAAAGAAAGAGAGAAAGUGAUACUUUUGUAAAAAGAUAAAUUAUUGUAAGUAGAGAUGAAUGAUAAAGUAUAACAAAGGCUUAGAUGAAAAACUGAAGAUGUCAGCCAAAGUAAGAUUGAAAGAGAUGUGAAAAGUUAGUUACAAAUAACUAAAAGGUUCUUUUCACCUCCCAUGGACUUUGUUUGCACUUGGCCAAGGGAUGUAUACCACAGAGUUUGGAAAACCCUGAUUUAAGUGUUCUGGCUUCCUUCAUUUUUUUAAAUCUUAGAUCUGCUGCAUUUCAGAAUGAACCUAUUAUGUUCCCUGCUUAUGUUCCUGUUAUUCUUCAGAAUUCAGUUUGGAAAACCUGCAGGCAGCUAUUAUCCUCUAAAGAACUUCUGGCCUCAAGCUAAACCUUCCAGAGGCAAGGCCAACUGGAUCCACUGGGCUAAUGACAUCCCAUGUUCUGAAAGGAGCUUCAGCUCUGGCAAAGAAGGUCUGAAAUCCACAGUAGCCCUUCUGUGCAAGCGGCAAGAGCAUCAAGUGCAGUUAUGGCCAGGGUUGCCUCCAACAAAAAGCAAGGGGGUUCCAUUAUUGGAAGGGGCAUUGGUGUUAGAAGGGAGCCAGGAUCUCUCCACCUACAACUGGAAUUCCUUUGGGUUAAGAUAUGGAAAGAGGCAAGCAGUAAAAGCCCAGGAAAAAUCAAGAAAGCCUCAAGAAUAAUGGAGGGGGGGAAACAGGGGAGGGGAUGGUUUGAAAUGGAUCCCUUUUUCAUUGUUCGAAGGUUAUGACUACCGACAUUCCUUAAGUAUUAUUGUUGUUCAGUCUUUAAGUCAUGUCUGACUCUUUGCUACUCCAUGGACUAGAGCAUGCCAGACCCCCUGUCCUUCACUUUUCCCAGAUUUGCCCAAAUUCAUGUUUAUUGCAUUUAUGAUACUAUCUAACCAUCUCAUCCUCCACUGUGCCCUUCUCCUUUUGCCUUCGAAAUUCUUUGCCAUUGUCAUUCUUUGGGAUUGGAGUGCAAAUCAAUAUUUUCCAAUCCUGUAGAGUUUUCCAUACUUGGUUGCAUCCUGAGUGCAGUCCUUUAACAGCAUCGUCUUUUAGGAUUUUAAAUAAGUCAGAUGGAAUAUCGUCACCAAAGCUAACCCUUGAGUUUUUUAACCAAAUAGAUUGAAAAAUGUGCCAUUUAUGGAUAAGAUAAUUGUAAAAAUUAAAAGGUAUGGACAAUUUGGACAAUUACAUGAUGUUUUGGUGAAAAAUUGAGGCUUGGCUUUUCUACAGAAGAGCUUAUACUGUAUGUGAUAUAUAUGGUACAUGUUUUUUUUGGAAUUAGUCAUUGCUUCUUGCUUUCUUUAACAGCAGACAUUACAAUAAAAGUAAU
Messenger RNA from Thamnophis elegans (Western terrestrial garter snake), 1824 nucleotides. RefSeq names its product KiSS-1 metastasis suppressor (gene KISS1). Gene Ontology annotation, molecular function: kisspeptin receptor binding. Gene Ontology annotation, cellular component: neuron projection. The transcript is spliced from 2 exons. The coding region runs from base 750 to 1166 and encodes 138 amino acids. Lineage: Eukaryota; Metazoa; Chordata; Lepidosauria; Squamata; Natricidae. Gene Ontology annotation, biological process: positive regulation of cytosolic calcium ion concentration; G protein-coupled receptor signaling pathway. The record is from RefSeq and is a predicted model, not a curated record.